CUUUCUUUCUUUCUUUCUUUCUUUCUUUCUUUCUUUCUUUCUUUCUUUCUUUCUGCCUUCAUCCAGGAAAAACACAAUCCAAUCCCUUCCGACAGACGGCCACCCAGCCUCUGUUCCAAAGCUUCCAGAGAGUCAUAGACUAAUAAUAAUAAUGGGUUGUGCGUUUUCCGGACGGCCUGGCCAUGUUCCAGAAGCAUUCUAUCCUGACGUUUCGCCUGCGUCUAAGGCAGGCAUCCCGAGAGGUUGUGAGGAUUUCUUGAGGAAAAUUCUAACCAGUUUCUGGUUGUGUUGCUAACCCCCUUUCCCCAAAGGCAGAAGUGGGAGGCUGUGAACAAAAGGCAUUGGGCUUUGGAAUAUUUGGACUUCUAGAUAAAAGAGACACAACUUGCACUGAACCUUAAAUCUUGAAGAUCUCUUUUGUUAGCUGCUCCAUAUUAUUUCAGUAGCACAAAAACUGUUUUGUAAUUGGUCAAUUUUCAAGAAAGCAAUACAAAUCCCUUCAAAAUCCCUUUAAAUUUUACUUCAAUUUCAAGCCUCAGUUUAAAGCACAAUUUAAAAAAUGACAAAUUGAGAAUUAAGCAGGGAAAGUUAUAGACAAUAUCAGGAACUGAAAUAGCAAGCUCAGCAGCAAAUAGAAAGGGCAGUACCUUAACUGACAGUUCCAAAUGCCUCUUUCCUGUGAGUGAUUCAGAGCCUGGACCAUCCUUUCCCCUGCAUUUGUGAUAUGACAGCAAACAACUCAGGACAUCAUCCAAACAGCUGAGUAAAACAUUAUUUCCAGGUUCAACAUGGAACAAAGAUCAAGGAUCCUUUUCUGCUCACUGGCGCUUCUGGUGAAACUUUGCUGUUACCUUGAAGUAGUUGCUGAAGAAGACCCCCAACAAUCAACUAGAGAAACAUGUGCCAACUGGAUGGCAGGAGCUCCAGGUUACCCAGGCCACAAUGGAGCCCCAGGCAGAGAUGGGAGAGAUGGAAGGGACGGUGAAAAGGGAGAGAAAGGAGAACAAGGUGCACCUGGCCCAAAAGGGGAUAGCGGAACUUUAGGAUCUGCCGGAGCUGAAGGCCCUCAAGGAGUACCGGGGCUUCCUGGCAUCCCUGGGGUGAAAGGAGUAAAAGGAGACAGUGCUACUGCUUAUCGAUCUGCCUUUAGUGUUGGCUUAACAACCAGAGUCCCCUUUCCCAAUAUUCCCAUCAAAUUUACAAAGAUCCUCUACAAUGAGCAAAAUCACUAUGAUCCAACAACCGGGAAGUUCCGGUGCAUCAUCCCUGGAGUAUACUAUUUUGCGUACCAUCUCACAGUAUAUGCCUCAGAUGUGAAGGUCAGCUUGUAUAAGAAGGACAAAGCAAUCAUCAUUACUUAUGAUCAGUAUGAGAAAAAUGAUGUUGACCAGGCAUCUGGUUCUGUUUUGCUUCACGUGGAAGCUGGAGAUGAAGUCUGGCUUCAAGUAUAUGGAGAAGAGGAAAACAAUGGCGUCUAUGCUGACAAUGUUAAUGAUUCUACUUUUAUGGGAUUCUUGCUUUACCCAGAUGUAGGCUAUGGGCAAUAGAAUGUGGAUUGGGAGGUAAAAGAAGAAGAAUAAAGUUAGAUUACCAUUUUACAGUAGCAUAAAAAGAGAAAGGGAGAAGGAAAGGGAAAGAAGGAAUGUAGCAGCACCUUUAAGAUUAACUGGUUUUUAUUUUUUGCAUGAAUUUUUAUGGCUAUAAACCCAUUUUUUCACAUAUAGUACAGUGAUACUGUCACAAAAUACUGACAUUUUGUCAGUAUAGACUCAUUAAAUCAAAUGCUGAAUAAUGAAUCAAAACGUAUGAAAAUCUUAUUGAAUCAAUUGAUUUACUCUCAUUGAGACUAUAGUUAGGAUUCAGGACAUGUUGACACUCAUUGAUGUUUGUGAUGAAGUGAUCCAUAAUUCACAAUGCAUUCAUCCUAGAUAAUUACCUAAAGUGCUAGUAAAGGUAAUAAGUGUUGCUUACGAUUUUUACUAAAAACAGAACUUACAGUGAAUUUGAUAAGUAGGAAUAUAGAACAACCACAUGCAAUGUUGAGUACAAUAAUUGUUUUAUACUAAUAGAAAAAUGAUCACAACUCACAUUUGAAAAUAUAAUAAAAUUUUGCUUUCUGAGUGGUUUUUCAUAUCUGAGUUAGUUUCUGAGUUACAUACAGAUGUAUGACUUCUGCAAUACUACAUGCGAUGAAUAUAGUAUCAACAGUACUAUAAUAAAAGAGUUUGAAAAAAAGAAUAUUGGUCUUAAUAAAAGUUGAACUAAAUUGCAAAUAAAAUUUCUGUCCACUUGC
Molecule: messenger RNA, 2293 nt
Organism: Anolis carolinensis (green anole)
Lineage: Eukaryota; Metazoa; Chordata; Lepidosauria; Squamata; Anolidae
Product: adiponectin
Exons: 4
Coding region: 789-1547 (252 amino acids)
Molecular function (GO): protein binding
Source: RefSeq, a predicted model, not a curated record